AUGCCCAUGGACGACAACGGAGUGACGCCGCUGGCGGCCAAGUUCUCCGUCUUUUCCUCGGCCUCGCCCAUCAGCGCAGAACUUGAUGUGGCCUCGCUCGAGAUUGCGGCAAAGGUUCUUGGAAUCAUUGAUCGCUAUCGCUUGCGCAGAGCCUCUGAUGCCACUACCAAGGCCGACGAAGGCGCGCUCAAGUUCCUCGCCCUCAUUUACACCCACGUCAAGGCCAGAGAGGUGAUUCCCAUGUGCCUUCCGGCCUUUCCCUUCAAAUCCCCCAACUCAGUCUCCAAAGUUCUUGGAAAACUACCCGACCGUGCCGAGGAUCUAGCACUGUCCCACCUGAACGGCCUUUGCUCUUCUAUUGAGCGAGUUUAUGCUCCUGGUGCGAAGCUCACAAUCAUCUCAGACGGCCUGGUAUAUAAUGACUUGUUGGGAGUGGCGGACAAAGAUGUCUGGGCAUACGGAGAGGGCUUGCGCCAACUCGCUCUGAGCCAGGAGUACACCAACAUUACGUUUUGUCGGUUGCGUGAUCUCGUUUCUCUCGAUCUCCCAGAUGAGCUUGAUGAAAUCACCUACGUGUCAAACGCCACCAACUUCCGUCGCGCGUUGCUAAACAGAUUCAGUCGCCCUGACUGGAACUGGAAAGAGGUCAGCCAGAGUGAGGACGUUUGCCUGACAUAUCGAGGGUACAUCAAGUUCCUCGAAACCGAUUUGGCACACGUUUAUCCUGUUGGCGAGUCCCGCUCCAAGACCAAGUUCAAGCGUGGUAUCGAGACCAUCGCUCGGGAGAUGAUGGCUCGUGGCGAGGCCUUCGCCAAUGCGGUUCGCAAACGGUACAGCGAUUAUGUCCGCCUGUCUAUUCACCCCUCCACCGGCGCUACCAAGCUCUCCAUCAGCCUUCUGCCGACGACCUCCAUGUACACCACGCCCUGGCAUUGCAGUGUUGCGUACAAGAUUGACGGAACUAUCGAGACCGGAAUGCGCUCCGAGUUGGAAAAGGACGACAAGCUUGAAUUGGUAUACGAGGAUGGCCGACCAAGCUAUUUCAGAGAAAAGUCGCCUCUCUUUUCUUGGGGAGAGGACAAGGGCGGGAUUGACUGCAAGCCCAUAUAUCCUUCGGGCUGGUUGAUCACGCCCAAGAAAGGGAAAAAGGCGCUCACCAUCCGUGAUGUCGACGCCAGCAAGGUUCGAUCACUUGCCGAGCACAACUCGCCAAUCGUCAUUCGAGGCUUCGCACAGACCAUCGACCGCGAAAGAUAUGUUGAAAAGGCCCAUGAGUUCGGCACACCGCUCCCGUGGAAGUUUGGGUUGAUCCUCGAGGUCAAGGACCAGGGCACCAACACGGCUGGCCUGAACAACGUUUUGUCGGCCGAGUGGAUGCCCUUCCACUACGACGGACUCUUCAAGACUGUCAAGCAGACCAACGAGCAGGGCGAGGAGGUGCUGGUUUCGACUCCGCCAAAGUUCCAGUUCUUCAUCGGCGCAAGCGCUUCGCCGAAAGAUACUGGAUUCACACUCUUCUCCUCGUCUACCCAGUUCUUCAAGUACCUACCCUCGUGGGUCGAUGUCGAGGACCUGAAGAAGAGGACCUGGUCCGUGUCGACGUCGUCCUUUGAUCAGACCAUCAUGAAGGGAAUCCCGUUGAUUACCUCACAUCCCUCGACAGGCAAGCCAUGCUUGCGAUACCACGAGCCGUGGCCCGAGACCAAGACCAAGUUUGACGCGACCAGCGUGACCAUUGAGGGUAUGACUGCGGAGGAAAGCGCAAAGCUGUGCGAGGCGAUUGACGAGACUCUGCAUGACCGCCGCGUUGCCCUAUAUCACUCGUGGGAGAAGGGCGACAUGGUCAUCAGCGACAACAUCUUGAUGAUGCACACUCGCAGUGACUUUACGGCUGGCUGCGAUCGUGAAUUGUGGCGCAUCCACUUUGACUAG
This is a messenger RNA of Cordyceps militaris CM01, 1932 nucleotides long. Its product is annotated as pyoverdine/dityrosine biosynthesis protein, putative. Lineage: Eukaryota; Fungi; Ascomycota; Sordariomycetes; Hypocreales; Cordycipitaceae. Bases 1 to 1932 code for a protein of 643 amino acids. The transcript is spliced from 3 exons. Gene Ontology annotation, molecular function: oxidoreductase activity. The record is from RefSeq and is a predicted model, not a curated record.